AAUUUCCGACGCUGGCUGCGACGCCAGUCUUGUCCGCCAGCUAUUCUCCAAUGUCGUGACCUGUUCCAUAAACAUUAUGCUCCGCUGUCUGAUGAACAUCCGGGAAUCUUCGAGGAGCAUCUUGCCCGAGCACGUCUCCGAGCACACGGCACAGUAUAUGCUCGCUCUAGGACUCAUGGCGGCAACAGCCAGGUCAUGUUUCAUCCUGAUGGCAAUCCAAAGACGCCCGCAGUUGCAGGAUCCAUCGAGCAUAUCUUCGCAUCUGGAGAACACCUUGCUUUCGCUGUUCGAAGGUACAAGCCGAUCACAUCCGGCACUGUCGAUCCGUUCAGCCGAUGGCCAGAGUUUCCGGCCAAGCUUUGGUCGACCGCACAGGAGGACACGUUAGAGCUUGUUAAAGUGAACUCCGUGAUGUGCCAAUAUGCAAGGUAUGAUGUUUCGAAUAAGAACAUGGUAGUUCUAAUGCUACCUCGAGUAAGUUCGGUUUCUUCGACUUUUCGCUGGUUAUUUACACCGUCUACAGUAUUAAUUAUUUCACGCGUUUGUUCUGCCCGAGUUGCUCCAACGAUGCUUGCGUGGACUCUCAUACCCUCACCGUACGGAAGACGCAUUGCGCAGCUGUACGGACUCGCAUAA
Punctularia strigosozonata HHB-11173 SS5 is the source of this 636-nucleotide messenger RNA. RefSeq lists its product as uncharacterized. The record is from RefSeq and is a predicted model, not a curated record. The annotation marks the transcript as partial. The transcript has 2 exons. Lineage: Eukaryota; Fungi; Basidiomycota; Agaricomycetes; Corticiales; Punctulariaceae.